Messenger RNA from Rhincodon typus (whale shark), 4248 nucleotides. Its product is annotated as protocadherin-1. The transcript has 3 exons. Gene Ontology annotation, biological process: homophilic cell-cell adhesion. Gene Ontology annotation, cellular component: plasma membrane. Gene Ontology annotation, molecular function: calcium ion binding. The record is from RefSeq and is a predicted model, not a curated record. Lineage: Eukaryota; Metazoa; Chordata; Chondrichthyes; Orectolobiformes; Rhincodontidae. The coding region runs from base 514 to 3588 and encodes 1024 amino acids.
UAGAAAUCCUGCUGCGACUUGCUGAGGUUUUUGAGUCUUUCAGCUCUGUCUGUAGAUGGCGCCCUCUCUCGUUAAAAUGUGGCUCCCUCUCGAACACAGGCAACAGGUUGUGACCGGCGCUCUAUAAACAUCAGAAGGCUUUGAGAGGCAGAGAGAGAGAGCUCCCUCACACACUCUCUCUCUCUCUCUCACACACACACACACACACACACAAGCCUCUCAAGACAGGGAGAAACUAGCGAGCAGGAGUCUUCCCGUUUGGCAAUGUACUUGCAGUCAGAUCCCCUACUCCUCUCCAUCAGGUUGCACUGAGACACAGACACACAGGGAGACAGAGAGAGAGACCAGGGGAACACAGCUAUCGCUGUUUUUGCUUCUGUACAGUGGGAACGGCCGGGGAUAUUCUCUCUGAAAUGCGGAAAGUGUACGUGGGUGAAACUAUCAUCUAGCAGGCUCCGAUUCUCCGAAGUGAGAAUUUGCUGGAAUGCGAUUAGAGUGGACUUAUUGAAGGUGAUGGAUCUAAUCCAUACUCCGGGGGUAGCGGGGCUCCUCUCUCUCCUGCUCCUACUGUGGCCCGUGCCCCCUUGUCAGGCACAGAGCGUGGUGAAAUUUUCCCUCCCAGAGGAACAGCCGCCGAAUACCCUGAUCGGGAACCCGGGUGAGACCCUGGGGCUAGACAAGAUCAACAGACUGUUCAAGCUGGAGAUUGGCACUCCUUACCUGCGAGUGGACGAGACUGGAGGGAACCUGUACACCACUGAGACCCCCAUAGACAGGGAGGAGAUGAACUGUGAGAGACCCCUGGAGUGUUUCUUAGAGUUUGAGGUCUCAGUGACCAACACUCUGUUCAACUCAGUGCCGAUACUGAUGGAAGGCAAGAUUCAUAUUCUGGAUAUCAAUGACAACACCCCCAGCUUUAGCUCACCGGUUAUUUCCAUCUCUAUCCCAGAGCACACUACAGCGGGUACUAUUGUCAAUAUCCCCACUGCCACUGACCGUGAUGCUGGCACAAACGGAGUGGCCAGUUAUGAGCUUCUUGGCAAUGAAGCCCAUGGUUUGUUUAGCUUGCAGGUAGCUGAGGAACACGGUGAGAAGCUGCCCCAGCUGAUAGUGACUGGGCACUUGGACAGAGAGCAGAGGGACACCUAUGACCUGACCAUCCGAGUGGUGGAUGGGGGAAAACCCUCGCGGGCCAGCACAGCUAUCCUCCGCAUUACUGUGCUGGACAUCAACGACAACGCCCCCAAGUUUGAGCGGUCCUCCUAUGAAGGCACGGUGGAAGAGAACAGCCCAGUUGGCACCUCCAUCCUCCAGGUGAGAGCUAAUGACCUGGACUUGGGUGACAAUUCCCAGAUUGAGUACACGUUCGCCCAGGCUGCUGAGAGUGCUCGCCGCUUGCUCAGGCUGGACAAAAGCAGUGGCUGGAUCACGGUGCAGGGACCGGUGGACCGUGAGCAGAUUAACCAGUUCAGAUUCUUUGUCCAUGCCCGAGACAAGGCCCCCAUUCCCAAACAGGACAGGGCUGCAGUGACCAUCACCGUCAGGGACAAGAAUGAUAAUGCCCCCACCAUUGAGAUUCGUGGCAUUGGGCUGGUCACCCACAAGGAUGGGGUUGCGAACAUUGAUGAGGAUGUGCCUGUUGACUCCCCUGUGGCCCUGGUCCAGGUUUCAGACAGGGAUGAAGGUGAGAACGCAGCUGUCACAUGCAUUGUAGCUGGGGACGUACCCUUUCAGCUGAAACCAGCCAGUGAGCCCAGCAGUGAGAGAAAGAAGAAAUUCUUCCUGCAGACCACCACGCCACUGGAUUACGAGUCUGUCCAGGAUUACCUGAUUGAAGUUGUGGCAGUCGAUUCUGGAAACCCACCGUUAUCCAGCAGCAACACUCUGAAAGUGCAGGUGGUAGACGUGAAUGACAACCCUCCAAUCUUCACUCAAAAUGUCAUCCGGGUCUCCAUCCACGAAAACAACCAGCCGUACAUUCCUAUCGUCAAAGUGGAGGCCACAGAUGCUGAUAGUGGCAGCAAUGCUGAGCUGGCCUACUCUCUACAGCCAGACCCUUCCAUCAGCGGCUUAUUUGACAUCGACGCAGACACUGGAGAGAUUCGGGUCAAUACCAUUCUUGACCGUGAGCUGAAGGAGCAUUAUGAGUUCAAGGUGGCUGCAGCAGAUAAGGGCACCCCCAGCCUUAAAGGUACAGCCACGGUAGUGGUCAGUGUACUGGAUGAAAAUGAUAAUGACCCAAAAUUCAUGCUGAAUAGCUACAGUUUCUCGGUGCGAGAAAAUCUCCCUCCAUCGAGUCCAGUUGGCAUGGUCACUGUGUCGGAUGCAGAUAAGGACAUGAAUGCUCAAAUAUCUCUCUUUGUGGAUCCGGAUAAUGGUGAGUUUGAGAUACAAAAUGGUACGGGCACCAUCCUUUCCCGUGUCUCCUUUGACCGAGAACGUCAAAGUACCUACACCUUCCAGCUGAAGGCAAUAGAUAGUGGGAACCCUCCAAGGUCAGCUUACGUCAGUGUCACCAUCAACGUUUUAGAUGAAAAUGACAACACUCCCGUCAUCACCCAACCUUCCAAUUCCUCCUUCCAGCAUAUCAACCCCCUCGCUCAAAUAGGGACAUCGGUGGAGCAGGUAAAGGCUGAAGACAUGGACAUUGGAACCAAUGCCAACUUGACAUACAGUAUUGUAGGUGGGAAUCCCUUUGGCCUGUUCCAUAUCUCUCAUGAUGGAAGCAUAUUGUUGGACAAGGAAAUUUCACGGAGACACUACGGCUUGCACAGGCUUGUGGUCAGGGUGAAGGAUGGAGGUACACCAUCUCGUUUUGCUACAGCACUAGUGCACAUUUAUGUAAAUGAUACAAUGGGAAACGUCAGCCAAGUGGAGGCUUUGGUGGGCCACAGUCUCAACACACCACUUGAUGUGGACAUUGCAGGAGAUCCCGAGUAUGAGAAGAGUAAGCAGCGAAGCAACGUCUUGUUCGGAGUGAUCGCUGGGAUUAUUGCCGUCAUAUUGGUGAUUGUGAUCGUGGUAUUGAUCCGUUACUGCAGGCAGAAGGAAGCCAAAAGUGGCUAUCAGGCUGGCAAAAAAGAAAACAAGGAUCUGUAUGCUCCAAAACAGACCAAUAAAAAUGCUAAGCACAAAAUCAAGAAAAACAAACCCCCAAAACCCACCAAACCACUGGAGGAUGAUGAGACUGGAACCCAAAGGGGAUUACAGUUCAACUUGAUCAAUGAAUCCAGCAGCGACAGUCCACGGAUUCAUCUACCACUAAACUGUAACCCAGGGAGCCCUGACCUUGGAAGACACUACAGGUCGAACUCUCCACUGCCAUCCAUUCAACUGCACCCACAAUCACCCACUGCUGGGAAGAAGCACCAAGUUGUGCAAGACCUUCCAGCUACUAACACCUUCGUUGGGACUGGGGACAACAACUCGACUGGCUCCGACCAGUACUCUGAUUGCAGUUACAAGACCAAUCCUCCAAAGUACAACAAGCAGAUUUGUGAUGACAAACAUGAAAUUAACCAGCUGAAGAUAUGUCCUGUGAUAGUGACCUUGAAGAUGCGUGGAGAGGUUCAGCUGGCGGCGAUUUGAUUCUGUUUUUCUGGUUAGAGAAGAGUGCCCGGUCUGAAGGGAUUGAUUCGGUUAAAAUCUAGAACUGCCAGACUUGCAAUUUGAUGGUGAUUGCUCACCUGAUACUCUCCACCUUGUGUUUUACAGCAGGCUGUGGUGUCACCCAUGUCCUUGAAAGGCUGGUAAUUUAGUGCUGGCAAAGCUGAAGUAAUGAGCUGACUCUGAUUUUUUUAGGGGUCUCUCCAGAUGUUCAGGUGGAAAUGGAUGAAAUAUUAUUUUCUACAUAUAAACGCAAUUCUAGUCAGCAACUGAGCCAUAACGUAUGCAAAUACUGCUGGUCCGCUGCUUUUUAAAACUGCAGGAAACGAGAGUUUUUGGUAACGCUGCCUGUGUCUUGGGACUUUGAUCAGCUAACUCAGCUUUGGGCUAUCUUUGACUACCCUCUUUUGUCCAGCCCCACAUGACAACAUCUCCUGACAACACUUCACAUGUCAAUAUAAUCACUGGAUAAAUAAAUGAUGCUUCAUUUUUAGUGGCAUUUGUUUUGAUUUCAUCAGUAAUCACUUUGAACCAAACCCCUUUUCUAAAUGAAAUUAUUCAGACCAGCACUGACGUAGCCCCAGUCUAUUAACAGAGAAUGAUGGACUCAUGAGAUGUAAUCAAUCCUGCUGGUAUUUUUCU